AUGAGCUCACUCAAGAGAAAGGAUGCCCCCGGGGGUACUCCUCCGUCGAAGUCCGCCAAGUCCACAAAGGCGUCACGCCCCUCGAAGCGCGACACUCCCACCAAGGACCGCAAGCAGGACGGCGGUAAGGACAAGAAGCCGAGGGAAGAGGCACCCGCACCCAGGGCCCCGACCGUCUCGAGACUCCUGAAGGAUGAAGAGCCUCUGUUCCCUCGUGGUGGCGGCAGCGUCCUGACGCCCCUCGAGCAGAAGCAGAUCACAAUGGAGGCGAAGGCAGACGCUGCCAAGGAAGACGCCGAGUUCGACGUCAACGAGAAGAGCAAGGCAAAGAAGGAGAAGAGGAGGAAGGCCAAGGAGGCCAAGGAUACGGACGCGAAGCCUGCUCGCGACGAGGAUGCCGUCAAGAUUGAGGGUCUGAACUUCAAGCGUCUGGUCAAGGGCUCCCUCGUCCUUGGUCAGAUCAGCCACAUCGACCCCGUCCAGCUCACGAUCGCCCUGCCGAACAACCUGACAGGUCACGUCUCGAUCGCCUCAAUCUCAGAUACCAUUAAUGCGAAACUGGAGGGCGCCAUGGAGACCUCCGACAACGAGAGCGAAGACGAAGACGAAGAGAACGACGUCGACCUGAAGUCCAUGUUCAGGAUCGGCCAAUACGUCCGCGCAUACGUUCUUUCGACCUCCGACGACACAGCCGGCGGAAAGGCCAAGAGACGCAUCGAGCUUUCUUUAAGACCUGUCGACACCAACACCGGCCUUUCGAGCGAUGAUGUUGUGGCCAAUGUUACCCUCAUGGCCUCUAUCGCGAGCGUGCAGGAUCACGGUUACGAGAUGAACUUGGGAAUUGAGGGAGACCUCAAGGGCUUCCUGUCCAAGAAAGAGGUCGGACCCGGCAUGGAUGAGGCCAGCCUUCGCCCCGGCGCUGUAUGCCUCUGCGUUGUCAAGGGCGUCACCGGAAUCGUUGUCCAGCUCUCCGCCGACCCCCAGAAGCUCGGCAGCACCUCCAACGUCGCGUCGAAUGCCCCCACGAUCAACUCGUUCCUCCCCGGAACCCUGGCCGAUGUCCUCCUUACGGAAGUCACCUCGAGAGGUCUCCAGGGUAAGCUUUUGGGUCACUUGCCCGUCACCGCCGACCUGAUCCAUUCCGGCGUUGGCCCGGAUGGUGUCGAUCUGGAUGCCAAGUACAAGGUCGGUGGUCGCGUCAAGGCGCGCAUCAUCUGCAACUUCCCGGCCGCCAAGGAGCCCAAGCUCGGCAUCUCGCUUCUGCCUCAUAUCAACAGCCUGCAGUCGAAAUCUUCCGGCAAGGGCAGCAGAGCGAAGUCCCCUCUCGACUUGCUUCCCAUCGCAGCCUUCGCCGAGACUUGCACUGUGCGCCAGGUCGAGCCCGACAUUGGUCUGUAUGUCGACACUGGCGUGCCCGGUAUUUCUGGUUUUGUGCAUAUUUCUCGCGUCAAGGAUGGUAAGGUCGAUGCUCUCUACGAGAGCAGUGGGCCUUUCAAGGUCGGCACAACCCACCGCGGCAGAGUCGUUGGCUACAGUCCCCUCGAUGGAAUGUUCCUCCUGUCGUUUGAAAAGUCGGUCCUUGACCAGGCUUUCAUUCGUCUCGAGGACGUUCCUAUUGGUCAGAUUGUAUCCGGCAAGAUCGAGAAGAUGAUUAUUGGCGAGAACGGUAUUCGCGGUCUGAUUGUCAAGCUUGCGGAGAACAUUGCCGGUUACGUUCACGAGUCUCACUUUGCCGAUGUCAAGCUCCAGCAUCCUGAGAAGAAGUUCAGAGAGGGGAUGGAGGUCAAGGCCCGUGUUCUCUCUGUGAGGUUGCGCAAGCGCCAGCUCCGUCUCACCCUCAAGAAAUCGCUUGUCAGCUCCGACUCUACCAUCAUCAAGAACUACGAUGACGUCGAGGUUGACAUGCAGACACCUGGUACUAUUACCUCCGUCAGCGCAGAUGGUGCUCGCCUCGAGUUCUUUGGCGACGUCAGGGGUUUCCUUCCCGUAUCACAGAUGAGUGAGGCUUACAUCAAGGACCCAAGGGAACACUUCCGCGCUGGUCAGGUUGUUAGCGUUCACGUCUUGAGCGUUGUACCUGAGGAGCGUAGGCUGGUUGUGUCUUGCAAGGAUCCCUCAGCCUUCGGCCUCGACAAGCAGGCCGCGCUGAAGGCCCUCAAGAUUGGCGACCUCGUCUCUGCCAAGGUCUCCCAAAAGACUGAGGAUGAGGUCUUUGUUGACCUCGAGGAGAGCGGACUCAAGGCCAUUAUUCGCGUUGGUCACCUGACGGACAAGUCUGCCAGCAAGACCGAGGCGGCCCUGAAGCGCAUUCGCGUUGGCCAGACACUGACGGAUCUCAUGGUCCUGGACAAGAACGAGCGACGCCGUGCCGUCAUUCUGACACAGAAGCCCAGCUUUAUUGAGGCCAGCAAGAACGGAAAGCUUCUGUCUAGCUACGAUGAUGUCACUGUCGGUGCAGUUGCGCCUGCCUACGUGAGGGAGAUUGGUCCCUAUGCCGUUUACGUUCAGUUUGGCGGCAACCUGACCGCUAUUCUCCCCAAGUCUAAGCUCGACAAGGAGGUGCAGGAGAAGGCUUCUUUUGGCAUGCGCAAGCACCAGUCUGUUGAGGUCAAGAUCGUGUCGUCCAACCCCGAGCAGAAGCGCAUCAUCGUCACGCCUUCAUCUGCGGUGGAACCUGAGAAGGUCCCGGCCGCUGCAGCCCUGAACUCCGUCGAUGAGAAGAUUCGUAACGUCAACGACGUUGCCCUGGGAACCACUAUGGACGCGAAGGUUGCCUCCGUCAAGGCUACCCAGAUCAACGUCAAGGUCGCCGACAACAUCCAAGGCCGUAUUGAUGUUUCCCAAUUUUUCGACAACUGGGAAGACAUCGUUGACAAGAAGAUUCCUUUGAAGAAGAUCAAGGUUGACGAAAUCAUCCGCGUCCGCGCCAUUGGAAUCCACGACUCCAAGAACUACCGUUUCCUGCCUUUCUCUCACCGUUCGACACAUUCCAUCAUCGAGCUCACCGCCAAGAAGAGCGACGUCGAGGCCAAGGAGGUCGACCUUCUUUCUUACGACAAGUUGAAGGUUGGCGAUUCCCACAUUGCUUUCGUCAACAACCACGGCAAGAACUGUCUCUGGGUCAACCUGUCACCUACUGUUCGCGGAAGAAUCAGCAUUAUGGAGGUUUCUGAUGAUCUGUCUCACGCCGGCAACCUGGAAAAGUACUUCCCGGUGGGAUCUGCCUUGAAGGUUAAGGUUGUGUCUGUCGAUGCUGAGAAGGGCCAUCUGGACUUGUCUUCUCGUUCAUCCUCUGGUACCAGCGAGAUCAAGUGGGACUCCCUCAAGAAGAACCAGAUCCUUCCUGGAAGAGUCACCAAGGUCAACGACCGUCAGCUCAUGAUCAAGCUUAGCGACGCUGUUUCCGGUCCUGUCCACCUGGUUGAUCUCUGUGACGAUUACGACGAGGCCAACACCCUCAAGUUCAACAAGGGUGAGAUCAUCAGAGUGUCCGUUGUUGAGGUUGACAAGAGCAACAAGAGGCUCAGGCUGUCUACCCGCCCUUCCCGUAUUUUGAGUUCUACAUCACCUGUUGCCGACCGCGAAAUCACCUCUCUGGCGCAGCUUACCUCUGGAGACAUCGUCCGCGGCUUUGUCAAGAACGUCGCAGACAACGGCGUCUUUGUCCAGCUUGGAGGCAGCAUCUCUGCUCUGGUGAAGAUUGCCAACCUGUCUGAUCGUUAUAUCAAGGACUGGAAGGGCAGCUUUCAGGUCGAUCAGCUGGUCAAGGGUCGUGUCAUCAGCAUCGACACCGCUAUCAACAAGAUCGAGUUGAGUCUCAAGGCCUCUGUCGUCGAGAACGACUACACCCCUCCCAUCACAUGGAAGGAUAUCAAGGAGAGCCAGAUCGUCACCGGCAAGGUUCGCAAGGUGGAGGAGUUUGGUGCUUUCAUUGUCGUUGACAACUCAACAAACGUCAGUGGUCUGUGCCACCGCAGCGAGAUGGCUGAGAAGCCUGUGGAAGACGCCCGCAAGCUCUAUAGCGAGGGCGAUGUCGUCAAGGCCAAGGUCAUCUCCAUCGACGACGAGAAGCGACGCAUUACUUUCAGCCUGAAGCCGAGCCACUUCGACGAGGAUAGCGACAUGGAUGAUGUUGACGGAGGUGCCGAGCUCGACAGCGACGAUGACUCGGAUGUUGAUAUGGGCGAGGGCGUUCAGUUCACGAUUACCGGGACGGACAACGUGGAGGAUUCUGAUGAGGAGGAGGCCUCUGAUGCCGAGGAAAGCGAUGUCGAGAUGGAAGAGGCACCAGCAAAGGGCAAGGGUCUCAGCGCCGGCAAGUACGACUGGACAGGCGACGCUUUCGACGAUGAGGAGGAACCAGCCGAGGGCAAGAAGUCCAAGGCAUCAGAGAAGAAGGAGAAGAAGAAGGGAGGCGAGAUCCAGGUCGACCGCACUGGCGACCUCGACGCACACGGCCCCCAGACCGCGACCGACUACGAGCGUCUCCUGCUGGGUCAGCCUGACUCGUCACAGCUGUGGAUCGAGUACAUGGCGCUGCAGAUGAAGGUCAGCGAGCUCUCCAAGGCUCGCGAGACCGCCGAGCGUGCCAUCAAGACCAUCAACAUCCGCGAGCAGACCGAGAAGCUGAACGUAUGGAUCGCCUACCUCAACUUGGAAGUCGCCUACGGCACCAAGGCUUCCACCGACGAGGUCUUCAAGCGCGCAUGCCAGUACAACGAUGAGCAGGAGGUCCACGAGCGCCUGGCCAGCAUCUACAUCCAGUCCGGAAAGCUCAAGCAAGCGGAUGAUGUCUUCCAAUCGCUCGUCAACAAGUUCAAGUCCAAGUCUCCCGACGUGUGGGUGAACUACGCCCACUUCCUGCACGUGACGAUGAACGAGCCCGACAGGGCGCGCGCGCUCCUCCCCCGUGCGACGCAGGCCCUCGAGCAGCGCCACACCGCGCAGCUGAUGGCCCGGUUCGCCGCCCUCGAGUUCAAGUCGCCCAACGGCGACGCGGAGCGUGGCCGCACGACGUUCGAGACGAUCUUGGCGACGUGGCCGAAGCGGUUCGACUUCUGGGGCCAGCUCAUCGACCUCGAGCUCUCAGCCUCGGAGCCGGACGCCACGGCCAUCAGGGAUGUCUUCGAGAGGGGCACCAAGGCGAAGGGCCUCAAGGCCAAGAAGGCCGAGAAGUGGUUCAAGCGGUGGGCCGACUGGGAGGAGAAGCUCGACCCGAAGGGCCGGGAGAAGGUGAUGGCCAAGGCGAAGGAGUGGGUCGCGGCCAAGAAGGCGGCGGCUGCGGUGGCGGCUGCGGAGGAGGAAGAGGACGACGAGUAA
Colletotrichum gloeosporioides is the source of this 5319-nucleotide messenger RNA. RefSeq names its product rRNA biogenesis protein rrp5. Gene Ontology annotation, molecular function: protein binding; RNA binding. Lineage: Eukaryota; Fungi; Ascomycota; Sordariomycetes; Glomerellales; Glomerellaceae. Gene Ontology annotation, cellular component: nucleolus; small-subunit processome. The transcript is spliced from 2 exons. Gene Ontology annotation, biological process: rRNA processing. The record is from RefSeq and is a predicted model, not a curated record. Bases 1 to 5319 code for a protein of 1772 amino acids.